Haemonchus placei is the source of this 942-nucleotide messenger RNA. NCBI's taxonomy places the organism in Eukaryota, Metazoa, Nematoda, Chromadorea, Rhabditida, Trichostrongylidae. The record is from the annotation of a GenBank genome assembly.
AUGCGUUCGAAAGAGGCUCUUCACUAAUGAUGAGUUCGUCGAAGUUCCUAGGGAGAACAUGACCAAAUCACACAAAAACAACCCCAUUUCUUGUAGACUAUUUCUCAAUAGAUUAACGGCUGAUCAGAGCCUCUUCUUUUAGCUGAAACAUCUAGCAGGUCGAAAAUCUAUGACGAGAUCUUAUGGAGAAGGUCUCAUCCCAUUCACGCCGAUUGCUUUGAAUCAAGCGCGAUUUCUCAGACUUCAGCGAAUCACUUUGGGCCGACUGUCGGCUAGGCAAGACCAAAAAAAGGCUGCUGGAGCACCUAUGCUCAUAUGUGGAGAAGGUGUUAUGGGGAUUAUCAUGAGAGAUCCAUUCAAUGGAAGAAUCUUUUCCAGUCACCGGGAGAAAGAUCCUGAAUGCUUACAGUACGUUACAAAGAAUACGCUUCCAAAAUUCCUCACCUCACUAGAUGGGCAGUGUGGUGUGUGGAGUAAAAAGAGCUUGAUGUCAUCGACAACAGAUUUUCAUCUCCGAAUAGUUGUCUCCUUCGAUUACGAGUAUUUGACUGAAGAAGACAAAAUAUAUGAUCUCACCUGCUCCUACUCGUCGCAAAAUAUCUCUGUAAACGCAUACUAUGACACCAUAAAUUUCGCCGCCCAGUCUGUGAGGAACAGUUCUGUGCUUCCCACAUGCCACUACUCACUUCGAUUGAACUCCCCGGACGGAAUGAGGAUUCAUGCCGCGAAGAUUGGCCAACUGGUUUAUCACCGGUGGUCGUGUCCAUCGGAGGAAUUCUCAUUCAAAGUCUACCGAUGCUAUAUACACAAUGGCGAGCAUCAAUCUUAUUUGAUUAUCAAUGACAAAGGGUACCUCGCAACUCAUGUUGCUGUCAUUUUGGUUGUUUAGAAACACAUCAUUGGUUUCCACAAAUAUAUUUUUUGAAGGUGCUCUCUAGAUGA